GGACCCCACUACCCUUCGACGGCACAGUGAUCCAUGCGAGAACCCUAUAUAUGGCAUCGCUGCUGAGUGCAACCCACAACACCGUGUGGAGUCUUUCUUGGGGGGCGAGAAGCAAGAAGAAGAGGCGGCCGCCUCUCAGACCCCCCACGGCGGGACUACAGAUCAGCGGGCGUUUGGCUUUUGCAUCGGUGUCAAAACGUUUUCGGUGAAUCGAUCGGGGGCACUCAGUGUUUCUCGAAGAGCCGAAGACAUCGUUUCCGUUUCGACCACCUGUCAGUGAAGGAGAGGGAGGAGCCACAAUGGCGUACGGUCGGCAGGUCGUGAUCUUGAUGGUUAUUGCUACGCUGGCGCUGGCUUUCAAUGCCAAGCCGGCUGAGGGCUGUGUCGGGUAUGUGGGCGGCGACUGCUUCCCGUUCUUCGGGCCCAACGCAUGCUGCAACUGCGACGCCGGCGGAUACGCACUCUAUUGCGAGCCAUACACCUYCGGSCAGGGAGCGUUCAAAUGCCAACACGUGGCCUUCGACAGCCGGUGUGUCACCGAAGCUGACGUGGCUCUCAUCCGCACCCAGUCGGGGAGUGAGCGCARGCUCAUGUUCUAGGCAAUGCCAGUCCUCAUGCUACGAGCUAUUAUUGUCACUGCCGAUGCCGAUGGCUUUGCCAGUCCUCAUGUUCAAGAUUCAAAACAGACUUUAAGUUAGCAACGAGGUGAGGCUCGGCCUCAGUGGGUUUGAGCGGGAAGAGGUACUAGUAUGAGAUCACAAGGAAAGUAAUUACUGUAGAGAGACUGAGAGACACUGCAUCAUCUGGGUCACCAUAUAAAAUAUUUCAUAGUUGACCUUUUAAGCUGUGUACGUGGCUGCGUAGUAUCACACAAACGAAGUUGGCACUCCUUUCUGACAAUGUUACUCUUAAUAAGUCCUCUGCAAUCCUUUUCU
Chara braunii is the source of this 935-nucleotide messenger RNA. The record is from the annotation of a GenBank genome assembly. Lineage: Eukaryota; Viridiplantae; Streptophyta; Charophyceae; Charales; Characeae.